Megalops cyprinoides (Indo-Pacific tarpon) is the source of this 1068-nucleotide messenger RNA. Its product is annotated as NPC intracellular cholesterol transporter 2-like. The transcript has 5 exons. Gene Ontology annotation, molecular function: cholesterol binding. Bases 22 to 501 code for a protein of 159 amino acids. The record is from RefSeq and is a predicted model, not a curated record. Gene Ontology annotation, biological process: cholesterol efflux; intracellular cholesterol transport. NCBI's taxonomy places the organism in Eukaryota, Metazoa, Chordata, Actinopteri, Elopiformes, Megalopidae.
AGUCAUUACGGGUGUGUCAGCAUGCUGAACUGGAGCGAUACAGCCGAAACUCCAAAAAUGCAAUUUCGCAUUGCCAUCUGCCUCGCCCUCUUCUCGGUCGCCUCUGCUGAACUCGUGAAGUUUAUUGACUGUGGAUCAGCUGAGGGAAAGGUCAUAACCGUUGAUAUCCAACCAUGUCCGACACAGCCUUGUCAGCUGCACAAAGGACAGUCCUAUGGAGUCAAUGUGACCUUCAGCAGUGCUGUCGAAAGUCAGACAAGUAAAGCGGUGGUGCAUGGGGUGAUCCUGAAGGUGCCUGUCCCCUUCCCCAUCCCGAACGAUGAUGGCUGUCAGUCUGGGAUCACCUGCCCCAUUCAGAAGCAGAAGGUCUACAGCUAUGUCAAUAAGCUGCCUGUCAAGACACAGUACCCCUCGAUCAAACUGGUUGUGGAAUGGGAGCUGAGGGAUGAUUCUGGCAAAGACUUGUUUUGCAUCAAAUUCCCUGUACAGAUCACAAGUUAAAGGAGACAUGGCUGAAAGUAAUGUAAAUGAGGUUCUUAGGCUGCAACAUAUUUGCAGAGGUCUGAUAAGGGAAUAGUUUUGGACACAUAUGAAUUGUCUCAUUUUUAUUAAUGGAUUUUAGUCUCUAAUUGAUCUUAAAUUUUACACCUUUAUUAAAUUGCACAUUAAGUUUUUGAUGUUUAAACUUUUUUUUUCUUAUCACCAUAAAAGAGUAUAAAGAGUGUCUUAAGUUCUUAUGGUUAAUGGUCACGUUGUUGAAACUGCCUUAAUGCUGCCUAAUUGUUCUUCCUUCAUGCUUUUUCCAUAGUGAAUCACUGACCGGAAAAGAACAAACUUUUAGCACAUAGUUAUUUUAACAUGUAUAAUUUAAAUUGUGUGACUUCAUGCUGUUUUUUCACCAGCUGUUAAGAUUUAGACUAGUUAGACUAGCUAAUGUCAGGUGUCCCUGGGGUCUUACACACAGGUAGAAAAUGCACUGGAAGCUUCAUCCAAAGGGAUUGUCAAUAAAUUAUACCUUUUGUAUUUUUGUAAUGUUACUAAAAAUGUAUUUUAAUGUUCACAUUUAAU